AUGAUCGGUGGUGGUUGCUCAGGCGCAUUUGGGGGUGCCUGCCAGCUGUUUGGCGCUAAUGGCCUGUCACCCGAGAACCAACAGAAAGUAACCCAGCUUCUCUUCGAUGAGAACAUGGGUGCUUUGAGUCUGGUGAGAAACGACAUUGGCUCUUCGCCUGGAACCACUAUUUUGCCUAAGUGUCCAGCAACGCCCGCUGGCCCGUUCGAAUACGUUUGGGAUGGCAGUGAUAAUUGCCAGCUGAAUCUCACCCGGACGGCCCUGGAGUAUAACCCGGAGCUGUUUGUUUACGCCGAUGCAUGGUCUGCACCCGGGUGUAUGAAGACAGUUGGAACCGAGAAUGAUGGCGGGUUUAUCUGCGGUGUGCGCGGAACAGACUGCGCUCAUGACUGGCGUCAGGCCUAUGCCGAUUAUCUGGUGCAAUAUGUCAAGUACUACAAGGAAGAGGGAAUCGAUGUCUCUAUGCUGGGAGCAUGGAAUGAGCCGGACUUUAAUCCGUUUACAUACGAAAGUAUGCUGUCGGAUGGAUCCAGGGCGAAGGAUUUCCUGGAGGUGCUCUAUCCGACUGCUAAAAAGGCAUUUCCGAACGUGGAUAUCAGCUGCUGUGAUGCCACCGGCGCGCGACAGGAGAGGAAUAUUUUGUACGAGCUGGAGAAAGCUGGCGGUAGUGACUUCUUUGAUAUCGCUGGCUCUGGACCGUGGAACACGACUUGGGAUUACUCCGGCCAACUUGCCGAGGGCCUUCAAUGGGCGCUAUACAUGCACAACGCUUUCGUCAACAGCGACACCUCUGGCUACACCCACUGGGAGUGCGCCCAACAAGACGGUGGAGAUAACGCACUUGUUGCCCUCCAGGGCGAUACAUACGUCGUUUCCUCUCGACUCUGGGCAUUUGCAUCCUUCUUCCGGUUUGCUCGGCCUGGCUCUAUUCGAGUUGGGGCCACCAGCACCGUGGAGAAUGUGUACGUGAGUGCGUAUGUCAACAAGAACGGUACCGUGGCCAUCCCGGUGAUCAAUGCAGCCCAUUACCCAUAUGAUGUGACUCUCAAUCUUGAGGGAGUGCAUGCGAAGAAGGCAAGCGCGUAUCUGACGGACAAUGAGCACAAUGUCACCCUGGUUGAUCAGUUCACGCUUCACGGUUCAACUUUCAAGGUUACUGUUGAGCCGAGGGCAGUGAAGACGUUUUGGCUAGAGUGA
Messenger RNA from Penicillium lagena, 1197 nucleotides. Its product is annotated as glycoside hydrolase family 30 protein. Gene Ontology annotation, biological process: sphingolipid metabolic process. The transcript is spliced from 3 exons. Gene Ontology annotation, molecular function: glucosylceramidase activity. The coding region runs from base 1 to 1197 and encodes 398 amino acids. NCBI's taxonomy places the organism in Eukaryota, Fungi, Ascomycota, Eurotiomycetes, Eurotiales, Aspergillaceae. The record is from RefSeq and is a predicted model, not a curated record.